UGGUGUGGAGCCUCAGCGUAGGGGAGGGCGGGCGCUGGAGGCCGCGGCCGGCUGUCUGCGCGGGUGCGGAAUCCGCAGCAUCCCCGAGUCCCGGCUAUUUAUGGGCUGGAGAAAAGGUUGCGUUGCCCCUUCGCCGGCCUCCCCGCCUCCGGAGCCGCGCCGGGCGCCAGCAGCUCGCAGCUGGACGGCCGCCGGCGCGGGGCCUCGGGGUGCGGCCGGGGGCCUGCGGCAGUCCGGCCCUAGAGGGCGUGGAGACCGGAGGGCGGUGAAGCCGCUCUAGGUCCGCCUCUCCAUUGAUGAAAUUUAAGUUCGUCUGGUUUUACCUUUUCCGGAGUCUCCAGUCGUCCCCGGGUAGUGUCGGGAUCGCUGAAUAGCCUGGAGUUCCCUCCCAAGCUGAGUCCGACCCACCAAGUUUCCGUCUUCUGGAUUUUUCUUUUUAAAGACUAGUUUUGAUUUUUCCCCCCGAAUUCUUAAGUAGUUAAACAUCGGAGGAGAAAGAACACUUCGGUUGUUGCAGGGAAGGGAGAGAGCCCUUCCUUACAACGUAGCUUCUAGAAAUUGAAAAUUAUAAGCCAGAUUAUUUUAAUACAAUCCUUAAAAUGUCGAGAUUUGUACCAGAUCUUAGCAAAGCUAUGUCUCAAGAUGGUGCUUCUCAGUUCCAAGAGGUCAUUCUCCAAGAACUAGAAUUAUCUGUGAAGAAAGAAUUAGAAAAAAUACUUACCACAGCAGCCUCACAUGAGCUUGAGCACACUAAAAAAGAUCUUGAUGGAUUUCGGAAGCUAUUUCAUAGAUUUUUGCAAGAAAAGGGACCUUCUGUAGACUGGGGUAAAAUCCAGAGACCUCCAGAAGAUUCGAUUCAACCCUAUGAAAAGAUAAAGGCCCGCGGCCUGCCUGACAACGUGUCUUCUGUGCUGAACAAGUUGGUGGUAGUGAAGCUCAAUGGCGGCCUGGGCACCAGCAUGGGCUGCAAAGGCCCUAAGAGUCUGAUCGGUGUGCGGAACGAGAACACCUUCUUGGAUCUGACUGUUCAGCAAAUUGAACAUUUGAACAAAACCUAUAAUACAGAUGUUCCUCUCGUUUUAAUGAAUUCUUUUAACACGGAUGAAGAUACCAAAAAAAUACUCCAGAAGUACAAUCAUUGUCGUGUGAAAAUCUACACCUUCAAUCAAAGCAGGUAUCCGAGGAUUAAUAAGGAAUCCCUGCUUCCAAUAGCAAAGGAUGUGUCUUAUUCAGGGGAAAAUACUGAAGCUUGGUACCCUCCAGGGCAUGGAGAUAUCUAUGCCAGUUUCUACAAUUCUGGCCUGCUCGACACCUUUAUAGAAGAAGGCAAAGAGUAUAUUUUUGUGUCUAACAUAGAUAAUCUGGGUGCCACAGUAGAUCUUUAUAUUCUUAAUCAUCUAAUGAACCCACCCAAUGGGAAGCGCUGUGAAUUUGUCAUGGAAGUCACAAAUAAAACACGAGCAGAUGUAAAGGGUGGGACACUCACUCAGUAUGAAGGCAAGCUGAGAUUGGUGGAAAUCGCUCAAGUGCCCAAAGCACAUGUUGAUGAAUUCAAGUCUGUGUCAAAGUUUAAAAUAUUUAACACAAACAACCUGUGGAUUUCUCUUGGAGCAGUUAAAAGACUGCAGGAACAGAAUGCCAUCGACAUGGAGAUCAUUGUGAAUCCUAAGACGUUGGAUGGAGGCCUGAAUGUUAUUCAGUUAGAAACUGCAGUGGGAGCUGCAAUUAAAAGUUUUGAGAAUUCGUUAGGCAUUAAUGUUCCGAGGAGUCGCUUUCUGCCUGUGAAGACCACAUCAGAUCUCUUACUUGUGAUGUCAAACCUCUAUAGCCUUAAGGCAGGAUCUUUGACCAUGAGUGAAAAGCGUGAAUUUCCUACUGUACCCUUGGUUAAAUUAGGCAGUUCCUUUACCAAGGUUCAAGAUUAUCUAAGAAGGUUUGAAAGCAUACCCGAUAUGCUGGAACUGGACCACCUCACUGUUUCAGGAGACGUGACAUUUGGAAAAAAUGUUUCAUUAAAGGGAACAGUUAUCAUUAUUGCAAAUCAUGGUGACAGAAUUGACAUCCCUCCAGGAGCUGUGUUAGAGAACAAGAUUGUAUCUGGAAACCUUCGGAUCCUGGAUCACUGAAAUAAGCACCGCCAGACAUACUUUCUACUAAUUAUGGGCUAAAGAGUUUCUUAUAAUAAAAUGUCCUCUAAGAUUAUAAACUAAGCAGGUACUUUACUACGUUGUACUCUGCAGUGUUGAUUUUUAAAGUAGUUUUCUGCAAUGAGCUUUAGUCAAGGAAAGCAUAGAUGAGACAAUCCUUUCCUUCUUUGAUGAAAAGCCUAGAAAUUAGUUCCUCUUAAAGUGCAAUACUAUUUAAUCUCAGAAUUGGGCCAGCUCUAUAGAUCUUCAAAAGAAGGUUCAGUGUCUGUCCCUUUGAAUUGCCUUUGAUUUCAAAAAUAAAAAAAAUCUACGUGUUUA
Molecule: messenger RNA, 2465 nt
Organism: Apodemus sylvaticus (European woodmouse)
Lineage: Eukaryota; Metazoa; Chordata; Mammalia; Rodentia; Muridae
Gene: Ugp2
Product: UDP-glucose pyrophosphorylase 2
Exons: 10
Coding region: 600-2126 (508 amino acids)
Biological process (GO): glycogen metabolic process; UDP-alpha-D-glucose metabolic process
Cellular component (GO): cytoplasm
Molecular function (GO): UTP:glucose-1-phosphate uridylyltransferase activity
Source: RefSeq, a predicted model, not a curated record